UUUCCAUUUCGAGGGAUGAAUGACACAAAGAAAGGCACACAUGACACACACAAAACAACACUCUCUCUGAUUCCUUCUACUUUCCAUUUUCUUCUAUUCUAUUUCUCUCUCAUUAUUUUCUCUCUCUCCCCUUUCUCUCUCCCAUUACCUGUUUUCUCCAAAUAUCCAUGAUUGCAUCUCACCGGAAAACCAUUCCUCUGCCGCUGCCGAUUCUCAAACUCCUAUAACUCAAAAACUCACGUAUGAAUCCCACCAUGGGAAGCCUCAAUAACAACAGUAUCGAUACUGUCAACGCUGCCGCCACCGCUAUCGUCACCGCCGAAUCCAGAGUACAACCCACCACCACACCGAAAAAACGAUGGGGGAGCUGCUUUAGCCUGCCUUCUUGCUUUGGAUCUCAAAAACCCAGCAAGCGGAUUGGCCAUGCUGUUCUUGUUCCUGAACCUGUUGCACCGACGGUUCCGGUUGCCAAUGCUGCACCGAAUCCUUCAACUACUAUUGUAAUGCCUUUCAUUGCUCCUCCUUCGUCUCCAGCAUCGUUUCUCCAAUCUGAUCCUCCGUCUUCUACUCACUCACCGGCGGCUGGAUUGCUUUCACUCAGUUCUCUCUCUGUCAACGCUUACUCUACUAGCGGCCCUGCAACGAUUUUCACUAUAGGGCCGUAUGCCUAUGAGACACAGUUGGUUUCACCUCCGGUAUUUUCAAACUUCACGACUGAGCCAUCAACAGCUUCUUUUACUCCACCACCUGAAUCUGUACAGAUGACAACACCGUCGUCUCCCGAGGUUCCAUUUGCUCAAUUGUUAGCGUCUUCUCUGGACCGAGCUCGUAAAAGUAACGGAACACACAAGUUUGCAUUGUACAAUUAUGAGUUUCAGCCUUAUCAGCAAUAUCCGGGAAGCCCUGGUGCUCAACUCGUAUCACCUGGAUCAGUUAUUUCAACAUCUGGCACCUCUACCCCUUUACCUGAUAGACGUUCAUCUCUUGAAUUCAAUAGAGGGGAAGCACCGAAGAUGUUAGGUUUUGAAUAUUUCUCCAAUCGAAGAUGGGGUUCAAGAAUGGGAUCAGGAUCAUUGACACCAGAUGGUGCAGGUCAAGGUUCAAGACUAGGUUCUGGUUCUUUGACUCCUGACGGUGUUUCACAUGCAUCACGAUUAGGUUCCGGGUGCACGACACCUGAUGGUUUAGGCAAAGACUCUAGGUUAGGUUCCGGUUCUUUGACUCCAGAUGGUGCCGGCCCAACCACUCGAGACAGCAUCCACGUACAGAACCAGAUUCCUGAGGGUGUUUCUGUUGCAAACUCAGAGCACGGACCUCAAAGUAAUGCAACAAUAGUUGAUCACCGAGUUUCAUUUGAGUUAACCGGCGAAGAUGUUGCACGUUGUCUUGCCAAUAAAACGGGAGCAUUACUUCGAAACAUGUCUAGUUCUUCACAGGGUAUACUGGCCAAAGACCCUAUCGACAGAGAAAAGAUACUAAAAGAAACCAAUAGUUGUUGCGAUGCAUGUUCGGGGAGAACAAUAGGAGGAGAACAAUGCUGCUGUCAAAAGCGUAACUCUGUUAGUUCUAGUUCUUCCAAGGAAUUCAAUUUCGACAAUAGAAAAGGUGAUGCUUCGGGUACAUCAACCAACGGCUCUACAUGGUGGACUAACAAGAAAGUUGAUGGAAAGGAAGGUAGAUCGGUUAAUAGUUGGGCGUUCUUCCCAAUGUUACAACCCGAUAUCAGCUAAGGAUUUAGUUUAUUGCAAAUUUGCAACAUGACAUAACCUCUAUGGUUUCAUUUUUCUGCAGAAUAUUUUGCAUAUAAUGCAUAACUAGACAUUAUUUGGAAUGGUAUAUGGAUAAAAAUAGUCUCUUCUUAGGACUGAAGGAUGGUAGAAUGCAAGGGGAGUAUAGUUUGUAGGUAGGGACAUAUAUAAUGGAUUUCAAAUUCUAUGGAACAAUUACUCCUUGCAUUUCAUUUCAUCUUCUUAAGUAUAUACAGAAAUAGAAAAGUACAGGUAUUUCUUGUUGUGUAUUUUUUGUUCCAUUUCAUGUGCAAUAAUGAAAAAAAAUAUUUGUUUUUUUUUUC
Vicia villosa (hairy vetch) is the source of this 2071-nucleotide messenger RNA. RefSeq lists its product as uncharacterized. The transcript is spliced from 2 exons. The coding region runs from base 243 to 1730 and encodes 495 amino acids. The record is from RefSeq and is a predicted model, not a curated record. Lineage: Eukaryota; Viridiplantae; Streptophyta; Magnoliopsida; Fabales; Fabaceae.